GAUGCUGUAGCAAUCGAUUGUUAUUCUGAGUGAAGGACCUUGCAAACGCUAAUAAGGGACUAUCAUGGGCACUCUUGCAUUUCUGAAGACCCAGUUUAUAGUUCACCUCCUGAUCGGAUUUGUCUUUGUUGUGAGUGGCUUCAUCAUUAACUUCAUCCAACUAUGCACGUUAAUCCUCUGGCCUAUAAACAAGCAGUUUUAUCGACAAGUAAACUGUCGCCUUUCCUAUUCAUUGUGGAGCCAGUUAGUGAUGUUGCUGGAAUGGUGGUCUGGAACAGAAUGCACUUUAUUCACAGACCAGGCCACAAUUGAUAAGUUUGGAAAAGAACAUGUCAUCAUCAUUCUCAACCACAACUUUGAAAUAGAUUUUCUGUGUGGCUGGACCAUGACAGAACGGUUUGGUGUGUUAGGGAGUUCAAAAGUUCUUGCAAAGAAAGAACUAUUGUUUCUGCCCAUAAUUGGCUGGACAUGGUACUUCUUAGAGAUCGUAUUUUGCAAAAGAAAAUGGGAAGAAGAUAGAGACACUGUUGUUGAAGGGUUAAAACGACUAGCCGAUUAUCCCGAGUAUAUGUGGUUUCUAUUAUACUGUGAAGGAACUCGAUUUACAGAAACGAAGCAUCGUAUCAGUAUGGAAGUGGCUGAAUCCAAAGGAUUGCCUAAACUCAAGUAUCACUUGUUGCCCAGAACCAAAGGUUUUACGACUGCUGUCCAAUGUCUCAGGGGAACAGUUUCAGCAGUGUAUGAUGUAACAUUAAACUUCAGAGAAAACAAAAACCCAUCUUUAUUAGGAAUCCUUUAUGGAAAGAAAUAUGAAGCAGAUAUGUGUGUCAGGAGGUUUCCUUUAGAAGAUAUCCCUUUGGAUGAAAAAGAAGCAGCAAAGUGGCUUCAUACACUUUAUCAGGAAAAGGAUGCCUUACAAGAGAAGUAUAAUCAAGAAGGCUUAUUUCCUGGGCAACAAUUUAAACCUCCCAGAAGACCAUGGACUCUCCUCAACUUUCUCUUCUGGGCUGCUGUUCUUCUCUCUCCUCUUUUCAAAUUUGGUUUUGGAAUUUUUGCAAGUGGAUCCCCUCUUCUGAUUCUUGCAUUCCUCUGCUUUGUUGGGGCAGUAUCCUUUGGAGGCCGCAGACUGAUAGGAAUAACGGAAAUAGAAAAGGGCUCCAGCUAUGGCAACCAAGAAUUCAAGAAAAAGAAAUAA
Messenger RNA from Protobothrops mucrosquamatus (brown spotted pit viper), 1195 nucleotides. It is a transcript of the gene AGPAT3, whose product is annotated as 1-acylglycerol-3-phosphate O-acyltransferase 3. Gene Ontology annotation, cellular component: endoplasmic reticulum; endomembrane system. The record is from RefSeq and is a predicted model, not a curated record. The transcript is spliced from 9 exons. NCBI's taxonomy places the organism in Eukaryota, Metazoa, Chordata, Lepidosauria, Squamata, Viperidae. Bases 65 to 1195 code for a protein of 376 amino acids. Gene Ontology annotation, molecular function: 1-acylglycerol-3-phosphate O-acyltransferase activity.